AAGAGCUACGAGUGCGGGGAAUGCGGCAAGAGCUUCAGCUGCAGCUCCCACUUCAGCAAGCACCGGCGCACCCACACCGGCGAGAAACCCUUCCUCUGCCUCCACUGCGGCAAGAGCUUCAACGUCAGCUCCAACCUCUACCGGCACCAACGGGCUCACGCUGCCGAACGGCAAGGUCCGCCGGCUCCGCCGGCGCGGCCCCGCGGCUUGCCGUAUAAAUGCGAGGAGUGCGGCAAGAGUUUUCGGCGUAACAAGGAGCUGGUGACCCACCAACGGUUGCACACCGGUCGCUUGCCCUUCCAGUGCGGCCACUGCGGUAAGAGCUUCAGUUGGAGCUCCCAUUUCGACCGGCACCAACGUGUCCAUACCGGUGAGAAGCCCUACCGUGGCCCCGAAUGCGGUAAGCGUUUUAGCCGUAGCUCCCACCUCUACCGGCACCAACGCACCCACGCCGGCGGUCGCUCUUACAUCUGCACCUAUUGCGGGCGUAGUUUUGGUAGCACCCUCCAUUUUGACCGGCACCAACGCACCCACACCGGCCAACGACCCUACAAGUGCACCCUGUGCCGGAAAAGUUUUGGCGAUGGGCCGGCGUUGGUCAAACACCAACGCCUUCAUCUAGGUGAUGGUCCUUUCCGGUGCGAAGAGUGCGGUAAAGCCUUUGAGUGCGGUAAAGCCUUUGCCGCCCGCGCCCAAUACGUCCGGCAUCGGCGUAGCCUCCACGGCGGCGGUGAGAAACCGUACCGUUGCGGUGAUUGCGGGAAGAGUUUUUCCUGGAGCUCCCAUUGGGAACGACACCAACGCAUCCAUACCGGCGAACGACCCUACCAAUGCGGGGACUGCGGCAAACGUUUCGGCCGGACCUCCCACCUCUACCGGCAUCAACGUACCCACGCCGGCGGGCAACCCCACAUCUGCGCCGACUGCGGGAAGAGCUUCAACAGCACCCUACACUUCCAUAAGCACCAACGGGCUCACGCCGGUCCCCGGCAUGCCUGUCCCGAUUGCGGCAAGGCGUUUGCCGAUGGUUCGGCGUUGGCUAAGCACCGACGGGCGCACACC
Molecule: messenger RNA, 1062 nt
Organism: Phaethon lepturus (White-tailed tropicbird)
Lineage: Eukaryota; Metazoa; Chordata; Aves; Phaethontiformes; Phaethontidae
Product: zinc finger and SCAN domain-containing protein 2-like
Exons: 2
Biological process (GO): regulation of cytokine production; regulation of immune system process; negative regulation of transcription by RNA polymerase II
Source: RefSeq, a predicted model, not a curated record